Exophiala xenobiotica is the source of this 4027-nucleotide messenger RNA. RefSeq lists its product as uncharacterized. Gene Ontology annotation, biological process: ribosomal small subunit export from nucleus; protein export from nucleus; ribosomal large subunit export from nucleus. Lineage: Eukaryota; Fungi; Ascomycota; Eurotiomycetes; Chaetothyriales; Herpotrichiellaceae. Bases 302 to 3520 code for a protein of 1072 amino acids. The transcript has 3 exons. The record is from RefSeq and is a predicted model, not a curated record. Gene Ontology annotation, molecular function: small GTPase binding; nuclear export signal receptor activity. Gene Ontology annotation, cellular component: nucleus; cytoplasm.
CUAGAACCACCGCGGUUGCCUCGCCUCGUUCACGCGUUGGGCUUUGACAUCCACUUCGCCGCGCAGGCAUUUACAUCGCCCAGUCUCUUAAUCUUCUUCAUCUUCGUCUCAGCCUGUUGAUCAACUCGGUCCACUACCGCAUCAGUAACUGCCAUUCAAUCCUUCUCCUUCUCCGCCUCUCUUUCGCUAUCAUUCCGUCCUACCAAAUCCAGCCUCAAAGCCUACCUCCCCCGCCGCUCACUGGUACACCUUCCGCGCAUUCAAACGCUCGUUGAGCGCUUCUCUCUUACAACCUCCAGUCAUGUCGGUCUCCGUCGAAGAGCUUGAUGCCACCGUCAAGGCUUUCCAAGAGGGCAAGGGUGAAGUGCAGAAGCAGGCCCAACAAAAACUGAACGAGUUCAAGUCGAACCCAGAUGCAUGGUUGAUGGUGGACAAGGUCCUGCAAGAGUCUGCAUACAUGCCAACAAAAUAUCUUGGUCUUCAGGUCCUGGAUGAUGUUGUCAAUACUCGAUGGAAGGUUCUACCUCGAGAGCAGUGCCUGGGAAUCCGGAACUUUGUGGUCAACCAGAUUCUGCAGGCUUCAGAAACUGAGGAAUCUCUCAAGGCCAACAAACUCUUUCUCAACAAGCUGGAUCUGACUCUGGUCACAAUUUUAAAGCAAGAGUGGCCGCAUCAUUGGCCGACUUUCAUCAACGAAAUCAUCUCCGCAUGCCACAGUGGCUUGUCAGUGUGCGAGAACAACAUGACCAUUCUGCGACUAUUGUCCGAGGAGGUCUUCGACUUCUCGCAAGACCAGAUGACUUCCUCCAAGGCCAAAAACCUGAAGACUACUAUGUGCGCCGAGUUUUCGUCCAUCUUCCAGCUCUGCAAUGAGGUCCUCACAACAGCCACCGACAUCAGUCUGGUCAAGGCAACUCUAGAAACACUGCUACGUUUCUUGAACUGGAUUCCUUUGGGCUUCAUCUUUGAGACGAAGCUCAUUGACACUCUGGUGACACGAUUCCUGGAAGUCGACCAGUUCCGCAACAUUACCCUUAAAUGCUUGACUGAAAUUGGUGGUCUGCACCUAGGCCAACAAUUUGAAUACGACGACAAGCUUAUCCAGAUGUUCACAGAAACUCUGACAGUGGUGUCCAAGACCAUCUCGCUCGAGACAGACUUUCGUGAAGCAUAUGCAAAGGCUAAGCCAUCAGAACAAGAAUACAUCCUCAAUCUGGCCAUCUUCCUCUGCAAUUACUUCUCAGCACAUCUUCAAACCAUUGAGCGACUACCAAACCCGGACUACUUACUGACUGGCCAUUUCUACCUGAUCAAGAUUAGUCUGAUUGACGACAGAGAGAUUUUCAAGAUUUGCUUGGAAUACUGGAACAAGUUAGUACAAGAACUGUACGAAGAGAUGCAGCAACUGCCAAUCACCGAACUCAACCCGCUCGUCAGCAUGGGGAUCAGUGGGCUGGCGAACGGUGGUGCCGCUCAUCCCAGCACGCUCGCCAAUUACCCAUUGCGGAAACACAAGUACAGCCAAGUUCUAACGAGCCUGAGGCAAGUCAUGGUAGAAAAGAUGGUGCGCCCUGAAGAAGUUCUUAUUGUUGAAAACGAUGAGGGAGAAAUUGUCCGAGAAUUCGUCAAGGAAAGCGACACGAUUCAACUCUACAAGACCACCCGUGAAUGCCUGGUGUACCUCACGCAUUUGGACGUUGUUGACACGGAAAACAUCAUGUCCGAAAAACUAGCACGACAAGUUGACGGUUCCGAGUGGUCUUGGAACAACUGCAACACUCUAUGCUGGGCGAUCGGCUCAAUAUCCGGUGCAAUGAACGAGGAGACCGAGAAACGAUUCUUGGUCACUGUGAUCAAGGAUCUGCUUGGCCUCACCGAGAUGAAGCGUGGCAAAGACAACAAAGCUGUCGUGGCCAGCAACAUCAUGUACAUUGUUGGACAGUACCCUCGCUUCUUGAAGGCUCACUGGAAGUUUUUGAAGACAGUGGUCAACAAGCUAUUCGAAUUCAUGCAUGAGACCCAUGAAGGUGUUCAAGACAUGGCUUGCGACACAUUUAUCAAGAUUGCAAACAAGUGCAAGCGACACUUUGUGGCUCUACAACCUGGUGAGAGUGAACCUUUCAUCGAUGAAAUCGUCCGCAACAUGCAGAAGAUCACUUGCGACCUUACUCCUCAGCAAGUGCAUACCUUCUACGAAGCCUGUGGCUACAUGAUCUCCGCCCAGGGCCAGAAGAGCGUACAGGAUCGACUGAUUGACAAUCUCAUGUCGCUGCCAAACCAGGCAUGGGACAAUAUCAUUUCUCAGGCGAACCGCGACUCGUCCAUUCUCCAAGAUGGCGAAACCAUCAAAGUUAUUGGUAACAUCAUGAAGACCAAUGUCGCUGCUUGCUCGUCGAUCGGCACGUAUUUCUACUCUCAAAUCGGCCGCAUCUAUCACGACAUGCUCAACAUGUACCGAGCGUCAAGUUCGUUGAUCUCAGACGCCGUUGCUUCUGGAGGCAAUGUUGCGACGAAGACUCCCAAAGUCCGAGGUCUCCGUACCAUCAAGAAGGAAAUUCUCAAGCUUGUCGACAUCUACGUGCAAAAGGCUGAUGACCUCCAAAUGGUGAAUGACACAAUGGUACCGCCACUGCUCGAUGCUAUCCUGCUCGACUAUCAGCGCAAUGUGCCUGACGCUCGAGAUGCCGAAGUCCUCAGUGUGACGACUACUGUUGUGCACAAGCUACAUAACCUGAUGGAGGACAAAAUUUCACCGAUCAUGGACGCAAUCUUCGAAUGUACCCUUGAAAUGAUCAACAAGGACUUUCACGAGUAUCCCGAGUUCCGAGUCGAGUUCUUCAAGCUUCUACAAGCGAUCAACUUGUUCUGCUUCCCGGCGCUUCUGAAGCUCGACGGUCGACAAUUCAAGCUGAUUAUCGAUUCGUGCAUGUGGGCGAGCAAACACGACAACCGCGAAGUCGAAAACACCGGCCUGUCAAUGUGCCUGGAGCUUAUCAACAACAUGGCCGAGACAGACCCUCAAACAUCGGGCGUCUUCUUCCAGCAAUUCUUCAUUCCCAUCCUGCAAGAUGUCUUCUUCGUUCUCACGGAUUCGGAUCACAAAGCUGGUUUCAAAUCGCAGUGCAUGUUGUUGGCUCGCAUGUUCCAACUGGUUGAAGCCAACAAGAUUUCUCAGCCCUUGUAUCAGAACGGCCAGGCAGCUCCAGGUACUUCCAACAAACAAUUUGUGACCGAAUUUACCGCCAACCUCUUGCGGACUGCUUUCUCCAACCUCCAGGAAGUUCAGAUCCAGCAUUUCGUCAGCGGACUGUUCACCCUUAAUGAGGAUGCAACCAAGUUCAAGACUCAUUUGCGAGACUUUUUGAUCUCACUGAAGGAGUUUGGUGGGGACAAUGCCGAAUUAUAUGCCGACGAACGCGAACAGGAGAAGAAGGAUCUUGCCUCAGCCGAGCGUGAACGUGCCAUGAAGGUCGGCGGUCUUAUCAAGCCAGCAGACUUGGACCAGGAUGACGAGCUGUGACUAGAAGAAGAGUUACGGACGGAAUUCGCUGUACGUACGGCAGAGGACUCUCAGCCCGUCGCACCUUCCGUGGAACACUAUGCCAUGGAGCACCCAGACCAAGAAGAAGCUUUCGAAAGUGGUUGGAUGUUCUACAAGUGCUAGUUGCGGCGACCGCGUGGGUGCCGGGUGCUGGUGCAUGUUGUUUGCCUUGGCUGAGCCGGCUGCGAAGCAUGAUCCGAUGCCGUUGAGAAAUGUGUAAUGUUUUCUUGGGCUGUGUUGAGAUACCAAAAAGCAUGGCCUUUUGGCAGGAUAUUUACUAGAUGAUGGCUUGACAGUCUCGGAUCGGGCAUGAUUUUUGCGUGCUUAGAGUCUCGCAGCGGUCAGUAUUGGUGUUCAGCUCAGGUCAAUGCUAGCAAAUAGAUGGUGACAUCGCCAGCCACAGUCCACUCACGAAACCACCGACUUUCUCUGGCCCUAUGCAGUAGUUCAGAAUACCCGAUAUGGAAGGCGCUUGCUAUUUGAUCG